AUGGCACGACCAAGAGCUACAAGUCUUCGAAAUACAAGCCUCGUUCCUCCACUUCCGGAGCCUUCAACGACUGCUACUGAUUCAUCUCUUCCGAAUCCUGAUGCUCCUCCUCAAGAACCCCCAAUUUCCAGGGUUUCGAGUUCUCCCAUCCAUGUCUCCAAUCGUUUCUCUUCUUCUUCUGUUCUUGAUCGACCUGCCCAUGAAGAUGGUAGUAGUCCCUACUUCUUGAGCACAAGAGAUCACCCAACACUUGUUCUUGCAUCUCCUCCCCUCACAGACAAGAAUUUUCAACAACGGAGAAGGGAUUUCAAGAUCUCCAUUCGGGCAAAGAAAAGGCUCCCCUUCCUCAAUGGAUCUCUCUCUCAACCAGCUGAAGAUGAUCCUCUUCUCAAUCAAUGGCUUCGCUGCAAUCACAUGGUAAUGUCUUGGAUCCUUCACUCUGUUUCCCCUGACAUCAAAAUUAGUAUUCUGUUCUUGGAGACUGCUGCUGCUACGUGGAAUGAACUAAACAAUAGGUUUGAUCAAGGCAACAGACCUAAGAUCAUUGAACUUCGAACAACUCUCAUCAACCUUCAUCAAGGUGAUGACUCUAUAAGUUCCUACUUCACUAAACUCAAAGCUAUAUGGGAUGAGAUUACUGAUUUACGCCCUAGACCUCCUUGUACUUGUGUUGCUUCUGCUGACUCUCUUGAUUUUCUUAACCAAGAACAUGUUCUUCAAUUCCUCACGAGUUUAAAUGAGUCUUUUCAUGCUCUAAGAGCUCAAAUAUUGUUGAUAGAUCCAUUCCCCUCUCUUUCAAAAGUUUUUUCCAUGAUUAUUCAAGAAGAGAAUCAAAGGAGACUUCAUCCAUCUCACAACGCAACCUUCAUUGUUGCUGUCUCUCCAUCCAUUCCAUCUUCUACAUCUCGCACCAAGAAAAUGCACCCCACUUGUACCCAUUGUCUCAAACCAGGGCCCCUCAAGGAGAAAUGCUUUUUCCUUCAUGGAUUUCCCCCGGGUUAUGGUGAUAGACGCAAAUCUGAUUCUGUCAAGACUAAUCAAGUUUUUGUCUCUACUUCUUCACCAAGUGGACCGAUCCUUCAACCAUCCCAAUUGGAACUCAGCCAACAACUUAUUGCUCUGUUAAGUCAACAGCUGCAUCAUAUGUAA
Molecule: messenger RNA, 1149 nt
Organism: Humulus lupulus (European hop)
Lineage: Eukaryota; Viridiplantae; Streptophyta; Magnoliopsida; Rosales; Cannabaceae
Exons: 1
Coding region: 1-1149 (382 amino acids)
Source: RefSeq, a predicted model, not a curated record